This is a messenger RNA of Myzus persicae (green peach aphid), 309 nucleotides long. RefSeq lists its product as uncharacterized. Lineage: Eukaryota; Metazoa; Arthropoda; Insecta; Hemiptera; Aphididae. The transcript has 2 exons. Bases 1 to 309 code for a protein of 102 amino acids. The record is from RefSeq and is a predicted model, not a curated record.
AUGAACAGAAAAAAGCAUCUUAUGAAAGUUGUACAAGUUGCCAACUAUUUUGGCUACUUAAACCCUCCGAAAAGAGAUAGACGGUACUGGAUCCAUCCAUUUAAUACAACACGAGAAGAAACUAGAAGAUUUUUGAAUUUCUAUGAAAAAAUUAGAUUAAAUUCUGAUAAAUUUUUUACAUAUUACCGUAUGUCGAUUGCUUCAUUUGAUGAACUUAUGAUGAAAAUUCGACCUUACAUCACCAAACAGGAAACGAAAUUUCGAAGUCCGAUAUGUGCUGAGGAAAGACUUACUUUGACAAUCAGGUAA